Messenger RNA from Penicillium pulvis, 1371 nucleotides. RefSeq lists its product as uncharacterized. The transcript is spliced from 4 exons. NCBI's taxonomy places the organism in Eukaryota, Fungi, Ascomycota, Eurotiomycetes, Eurotiales, Aspergillaceae. Gene Ontology annotation, biological process: regulatory ncRNA-mediated heterochromatin formation. Gene Ontology annotation, cellular component: nucleus. The record is from RefSeq and is a predicted model, not a curated record. The coding region runs from base 1 to 1371 and encodes 456 amino acids. Gene Ontology annotation, molecular function: siRNA binding.
AUGUACGUCUGGCAGAACAAGGAUCUGCCUCCCGACCCUGACUUCCCUGUGGAUCUCAAGGGACUGGGUUUCUACAUCAAUGGCAAUGACCAAAUUCGUCAAAUUGCCAACCCAGAAGAAGGAUACAAAUACAAAGUCAACCGCAAUGACCGCUUCAAUGUCAGGUUCCGCGAAUCCCUCAAUGGCUGUAUCCGACAGAUCAUCAUCGAUCGUCUGAAGAAAGCUGGCUUGGAAAUCCUUCGUCUUCCCCUUGGCAGAAAUGAAGAUGAAAGCCACGUGCCCAUCCUCACAACGGCAGACCUUGCUCAAAAGUCCCGCAUCAUCGUUGUCAUCGGCGAACCUGUGCAAGACCUCGGCGUGUGGGCCUACCGGUCCAUCCAUGACGGCAUCAACCUGGGGUCAGCAGUCGACUUCACCGACGCUGUGCUCGGUGAUGGCAAGAACAAGGAAGUUGGCCUCGUUAUGGCUAACGCUGGACAGUUGACCUGGCACUGUGCCUCGCAGCGUGCUAUCAGCCGGCAGACUUGGCUUGCAACCCCUCGUCCAUAUGCAAACUGGGGCCAGGCCACGAUGAGCUGGCGGAAUAAGAUUCCCAGCAACGGUGACUGGCAGCAGCAUGUUCAGUAUGUCUUCGAGAAGGUAUUGUGGCCAAUUGUGCAAAAGGACACCCGAAUCGAUAUCAUCGGUAUGUCCGAGGGUGGUCUGGGAGUGAUUAGAUACCUGCAGAAGGACUGGCACGUCUGGAAGCCUUAUGUCUCCGGCAUCUGUCUCGGAGACCCACAGCAGACAACUCAUACUGACAUCGACAUGGGUACCCUUACGGAUCCUUCGUCGUUCACUUCGUUCCUGGCCUCACGCUGCCGCGCAUAUCUCCUUUCCUCUACUCCUCUCGGUAGUCGCAUGGCUGGCUAUCGGCUGUUUGGCUGUAAUUGCUAUUCUUCAGGCGAGGGUUUGAACGUCGAGUGUAUCAUUCCUGCCUCGUGGAGAGAUAUGCUGAAGUGGCUUGAUAUGUUAGGUAAUGACCCAGGGUAUUCAGAGCAUGUCAUGCUGCGUGCUGAGGACAUGGACGAAGAUAUGCGCCGUGGGUUGGAUGAGCAGGUGGAGGAUGAGAAGGAAGCCGAGGACGCCGAGGAGGCCAAGCAUGAAGAAGACCAGGCCGCAGAUAUUCAAUGCCAGCAAGAGCUGAAGGUUGCUGCGGAGGCGGCACAAGAAGAUAAAUUUGCCGAUCUUGGGGAGCAAGACCUGAAUGUUGCGGUUAAAGCACCCGAGACUGAAAUAAUCAAGUCAGAUAGCGAGGAAGAGAAGGGCCAUUCGGUGGCCGAGAUCACCCAGAUCAUGGAUGAGCUGAAGGUGACUGAUGCUGCGGCCUAA